Leucoraja erinaceus (little skate) is the source of this 2201-nucleotide messenger RNA. Its product is annotated as inositol-3-phosphate synthase 1-B-like. The record is from RefSeq and is a predicted model, not a curated record. The coding region runs from base 266 to 1915 and encodes 549 amino acids. The transcript has 12 exons. Gene Ontology annotation, molecular function: inositol-3-phosphate synthase activity. NCBI's taxonomy places the organism in Eukaryota, Metazoa, Chordata, Chondrichthyes, Rajiformes, Rajidae. Gene Ontology annotation, biological process: phospholipid biosynthetic process; inositol biosynthetic process. Gene Ontology annotation, cellular component: cytoplasm.
GCGCUCAGCGGUGUUGGAGCUUCAACACGCAGACGUCGAAUCGCCGAUAUAUUAUUCUCUUUUUCUCUCUCUCUCUCUCUCAAAGAAAGGACAAAGGCCGAUCCACAAUCCAACAAGCAACAGCAUCCAGCAAUCAUCCACAACCAACCUGAGAGAACCGACCUUUCCGUCAUCGGUCUCCUCCAUUGUCAGAGUGAGGCUAAACGCAAAUUGGAGGAACAGCAUCUCAUUUGAUUUCUCUCACCAGGAACAUUCCCAAUUGAGGAUGGCGGAGAAGUUUAUCGUUGACAGCCCAGAUGUGACUUACACCAAAGAUUACAUUGAGGCAGAGUAUCCCUAUCAGACCACGCAAGUCCAUGAAGAGAAUGGAUCAAUUAAGGUGAAGCCAUGUUCAACCAAAUUCACCUUCCGCACGGAGAGAAAGGUGCCGAAACUCGGUGUAAUGCUAGUUGGAUGGGGUGGCAAUAAUGGAACCACAGUUACUGCAGCAGUUCUGGCCAACCAGUUGGGACUUCACUGGAUGACCAAAACAGGAAAGAAGGUUGCAAACUACUAUGGAUCCUUGUUUCAAUCCUCAACGGUAUGUCUUGGUGUUGGUUCUGCUGGUGACAUGUACAUUCCUUUCAAGGACCUGCUGCCCACCGUGAAUCCAAAUGACAUUGUUUUUGACGGCUGGGAUAUUUCCUCUCUAGAUCUGUGUGAUGCAAUGGAGAGAGCUCAAGUCCUGGACUGGCAACUGCAAGAACAGCUGAAGCCUUACAUGAAGAAGUUCCAGCCUCGACCUUCUAUUUACUUUCCAGAAUUCAUUGCUGCUAAUCAGGGUUCCCGGGCUGAUAAUGUGUUCCAUGGUUCCAAAAAGGAGCAGCUAGAUCAAAUUAGAAAAGAUAUCAGGGACUUCAAGACAAAGAGUGGUGUUAACAAAGUAAUUGUUCUGUGGACAGCAAAUACUGAGUGCUUCUGUGAUGUCAGUCGUGGAGUCAAUGACACUGCAGGAAAUCUCAUGAAGACAAUUGAGUGUGGAGGUGAUAUAUCUCCAUCAUCUAUGUUUGCUGUGGCCAGCAUUUUGGAAGGCUGUGCCUACAUCAAUGGAUCUCCACAGAACACUUUUGUGCCUGGAGUCAUUGAUCUUGCUGUCAAACACAAAGUGUUUAUUGCAGGGGAUGACUUCAAAUCUGGCCAGACGAAAAUCAAAUCUGUCCUGGUGGACUUUCUUGUCAGUGCUGGGCUAAAGACUGUCUCAAUUGUCAGUUAUAAUCAUUUGGGCAACAACGAUGGAAAAAAUCUUUCUGCUCCAGCGCAGUUUAGAUCAAAGGAGAUCUCAAAGAGCAAUGUUGUAGAUGACAUGGUUCAAUCCAAUCCUAUCCUAUAUAAACCAAAUGAGAAGCCGGACCAUUGUGUUGUAAUUAAAUAUGUCCCAUAUGUUGGAGAUAGCAAGCGUGCAAUGGACGAGUAUACAUCUGAGAUUAUGAUGGGUGGCACGAACACCAUUGUCCUCCAUAACACCUGUGAGGAUUCUCUGCUCGCCAGUCCACUUAUUCUGGAUCUGGUAGUCCUGACUGAGCUCUGCCAAAGAAUAACAUUCCGAACUGAAUCGGACACUGAAUUCCAAACAUUCCACAGUGUUCUCUCGAUUCUCAGCUACCUCUGCAAGGCCCCAUUGGUGCCAGGUGGAACUCCAGUUGUUAACUCUCUUUUCAAGCAAAGGAUGUGCAUCGAAAAUAUAUUGCGUGCCUGUCUAGCUCUUCCUCCUCAGAACCACAUGCUCCUGGAACAUAAGAUGCAAAGGAGUUUCAUGAGUACACGGAUAACUGAUCACUCGGCAGCUCAGCCUGUACCUCACAAAACUGCAAAACUUGACAAUAUCCUCAACAAGAACCAUGUCAUAAAUGGCUAUACAAAUGGUUAUGAGAAAUAACUUUAUAGAUGGUAUUGAAUUGCUGUCAGGUUACUCGUGAUGUGUUAGGCCUCUGUAUUUUGAAUUCAACUAUUGCAUCUGUAUCUGAUUGCUAUUUUAACACUUGAAGAUAAAUUCUGUUACACUUGGCAGCAUAUGCCCUCAUUGACUAUACAUAUGAUGUACUGCUUCUGCAGAUUGUUAAUUUUAAAUGUAUUCGGCCUAUUUGUCGCUAGUUGUUGUUUUACACUCUAAAGAUGUAAUCGGAUGUUUGGGAUUCUAAAAUAAAUUCCUUCAUCUUGGAGUA